AUGGAGCUGAAAGAUGUUGCAAAGGCACACAUACAUGCUUACAAUGCAAUGUUUGAGGAUCACAUUCUGGAGAGCGUUGUUGCAAACAUCCCACCGAUGGUUAUAGGACGGGCAAAAUUGAUUGUUGACGAGAUACAUGUGCAGAAGCCAAUGCUGAGCGAUAAAGAGCACAUAUCGAUUGACAGGCGCCUGCUUCCCAGAGAGUGUCGAGAAAGGAACUUGACUUAUAAUGGGCGACUUACAGUGAGGAUGUCUCUGUACUACGACAACAGACAUGUUGUGACUGAAAACAAAGCUGCAGGUUGCAUUCCAAUUAUGGUGAGGUCACUACUGUGCCACCUAGAUAGCAUUCAUGAUAAGAGCAGUGUUGGAGAAGACAGAGACGAGAUAGGAGGAUAUUUCAUUGUGAAUGGAGUUGAUAGGCUUGUGAGAUUCAACACACUGCAGAAGAGGAAUUAUGCGUUUGCAUACAUAAGGACACCUAAAGAAAAUUAUAUGACAAAGCAUAUGAUAUCAAUAAGAUGUGUGGGAAGCGAUGAGAUUGGGCAGAUGAAUAUGCUGCACUACUGCAUGAAUGGAAAUGUAAUCAUGAAGAUUUUCUACAUGAGAAAGAGUUAUUUGAUUCCUGUAGUUUUGAUUCUGAAGGCACUUGUUAACACCAAUGAUGAAGAGAUAUUUGAUGUGCUUGGCGGAUGCCAACGAGCAAUUCAACUGAUCAAAUGCUUUGCAGAGUACAAUGUUUUUUCAAAGUCUGAGUGCAUGGACUACAUUGGAUCGAGAUUGAUGAUCAUGACAAAUUCAAAAACAAAGAUGGAAGCUGCAGGAGAGGUUCUGAGCAGAUGUGUAGCCACUCAUCUUACAUCUAGUGCAGAUAAGUUCAACUUUCUGGUGCUUGCAAUCAAGAAGCUUUUUCUUUUUGUUGAUGGAAAGGUUAAAGAAGAUGAUCCUGACCAUUCAAGCAACCACGAGCUGCUUACAGAAACACAAAUAUUCUCGACGCUUCUACGAGAUAAGAUUGAUGAAUCAUUAAGACUCUUGCGUUUGACAUGUCUAAAGCCACUGAGGAGCCUAAGAAGACAGGAAGCGAGCAAAAGCGGAUCUGAAGGCUUAUCAACAGAUGAGGAUGAUGACGAGAACAAUCUUGACAUUACAAGUGUAAGAGAUACAUUCAAGAAAUUCAGACUUUCAAUUGGAGAGAAGCUCGAGCUAUUUUUAUCUACUGGUAAUAUAACACAGGUUGUCUCAUCGGAUAUCACAAAUGCAUCGGGUCUUUCUAUAGUUGCAGACCGAAUUAAUUUCUAUAGAUUUAUUGCACACUUCAGGGGAAUAAGUAGAGGAGCAUAUUUUGAGACUGCAAAGAUAACCAAGACCAGGAAGCUACGACCUGAAACUUGGGGCUUUAUUUGUCCUGUACAUACGCCUGACGGAUCCCCCUGCGGCAUUUUGACGCAUUUGUCAAAGUAUGCAGAAGUGAUUGGGCUUCUUGAAGAGUUUGAUGAGAAUGUACUUUUUGAACUUGGAGUUGUUCCACUGGUACGCGGAUGGCAUACGGGAGUUCCUGUGGUUGUUGAUGGAAAGGUGGUUGGAUUUACAAAAAUGCCACGGGUUCUAGCGAAUGCACUUCGAGAAUACAGAUGCAAGAAUGCACUCAGGAUUGAGAUAGUGCAUCAACACGGAGUAGGAGUCUUUGAGACAGUGAAUGUGUUUGUAACACGUGGUAGACUUACAAGGAAAGUUUUGAACAGGAAGGAACAAAAGCAUGAAUGGAUUGGAAUCAUGGAGCAGAUAUUUUUAGACAUAGAUCUUACAGAGAAGAGAAAUUACAAGCAUGGAUAUUGCGAAAUAGACAAUACGAAUAUCUUAGGAAUAGUUGCAGGUCUUAUUCCGUACUCUGACUAUAACCAGAGUCCAAGGAACAUGUAUCAAUGCCAGAUGGCAAAGCAAACUAUGGGGACGCCUGGGCACAAUAUGAGCACAAGAACAGAUGUGAAGCUGUAUUCUGUAAAUUACUUGCAAUCACCUAUAGUACAGACUGAAGGUUAUGGAUUAUUGAAGGACUAUCCGAUGGGGCUGAACUGCAUGGUUGCCGUGCUUUCUUACACUGCCUAUGACAUGGAAGAUGCAGUUGUAAUAAACAAGGGAAGCCUGGACAGGGGAUUAUUUACUGGAUAUGUGUACAAGAAUGAAAAGGUUGUUUUGAAGAAAGGAUGCCACUUUACUUUCCUGCCGUUCCGUGGACAGAUGAUGAAGAUAAAUGAUGUACUGUACAAGUACAUUGAUGACGAUGGCAAGGAGUAUACUGUUAAGUACCAUGGAGGAGACGAGGGGAUGAUUGAUACAGUAAGAGUGUUUCAGAAUGACCUGCAUAAGUGUGCGACGUUUACUAUACGGGUGAUUAGGAAUCCAACGAUUGGAGAUAAAUUCUGCUCAAGACAUGGGCAGAAGGGGGUGUGCUCGGUGCAUUGGCCGUCUUCAGAUAUGCCUUUUACUGAAUCUGGAUAUGCGCCUGAUAUUAUUAUUAAUCCUCAUGCGUUUCCAAGCAGGAUGACUAUAGGAAUGCUGGUAGAGUCGAUUGCAGGGAAGGUAGGAUGUCUUGAAGGAAAGGUGCAGGAUGGAACGCCGUUUAAGAAGAAGAGUGUUUUAUAUGAGGAUACAGAUAAGGAGAUUGUAUCUGAUGCAGAAGAAAGAAAGAAGAUUCUUUGUGAGGAGCUUGCGAAGCAUGGAUUCAACUACUAUGGAAAUGAGCCGAUGUACAGUGGGGUUUCUGGGAAUGAAUUCCGUGUGGAUGUGUUUGUGGGGGUGGUGUUUUACCAGAGACUGAGGCACAUGGUUGGAGAUAAAUUCCAGGUGCGCACGAGCGGAGCUGUAGUGUCUACAACCAAACAGCCUGUUGGAGGAAGAAAGCGUCAUGGUGGAGUUAGAUUUGGAGAGAUGGAACGAGAUGCUUUGAUUGCACAUGGAUCUGCAUACAUGCUGAAUGAUAGACUGAUGAAGUGCAGUGAUGCAACCAAGUUUGAUUAUUGCGCGCAGUGUAAGAGCAUUCUAUUCACCAAUAAUGGAGAAUGUAGAUGUGGCAAUAAGAUACUGCGAGUUGUUGAGAUGCCUUAUGUAUUUAAGUAUCUGUGUAGUGAGCUUCUUGCAAUGAACAUAAAGCUUAGCAUUAAUUUUUGA
Messenger RNA from Ordospora colligata OC4, 3171 nucleotides. Its product is annotated as subunit B of DNA-directed RNA polymerase. NCBI's taxonomy places the organism in Eukaryota, Fungi, Microsporidia, Ordosporidae. The record is from RefSeq and is a predicted model, not a curated record. Gene Ontology annotation, molecular function: DNA-directed RNA polymerase activity; DNA binding; ribonucleoside binding. Gene Ontology annotation, biological process: DNA-templated transcription. The transcript has a single exon. Gene Ontology annotation, cellular component: RNA polymerase I complex. Bases 1 to 3171 code for a protein of 1056 amino acids.